GUCACGUGAGCGCGCGCCGGCCACGUGACCCCGCGCGGGGAGGGGGCGUGGCCGCGGCGGUUCCAAGAUGGCGGCGGCGCUGUGGGCGCUGCUCGCGGCUCUGGCGGGGCCGGUGCCGGGCCCGGGGCCCGCGGGGGCCGCGCAGGUCCCGCAGGUCCCGCUGCUCGUCUGGAGCACGGAGCGCUCUCUCUGGGCCCCGCUCGCCGCCCCCGCGGGCCGGGUUCUGUCGGAGCCGGAGCUGCGGCAGCUCCUGGAGCCGGGGCUGCAGCGCGGGCCCCGCACGGUGCUGCUGUUCCUGCAGGAGCAGCUCAGCCUGGAGGAUUUCACCGCUUUUGGGGGCGUUUUUGGGAACGAACCCAACGGAGCCUUCCCCCGGCUGCAGGGUGCCCUGGGCUCAGCGGGGUCAGCGCUGACCCUGCCCUCGGUGGCCGGAGCCGCUGCGGCCGCGCUGCCCCUGACCCUGCAGAGGGCCCUGGGCUCCCCUCCCCCCCUGCGCCUGCCCGGGGGGGCCCUGGGGGGGCUGAGGCUGAACCGCUCUGACCCCGAGAGCGACCCCGGGGAACCCACGCUGCUGCUUGUGGGGCUGCCCCAUGGCAGGUCCGGCCUGAUGGGAGCCAAGGAGGCUCUGGCCAGUAACGAUGCGGUGCUGGGGGAGGUGCUGCAGGUGCUGCAGGAGGAGCAGGUCCCGUACACGGCGCUGUUCACUGCCCGCAGGGCCCACGAGCCCCCCAGCCCCGGGGGGAUCCCGGGGGGUUUUGGGGGUCCCCGGCGGGGGCUGCUGGGGGUGGGGGAGGGCCCGGAGCCGCCCCCCCCCCUGCGCUGGCCCCCCCAGGGGGACCCCCAGAUGCUGCUGUGGGCCCGGAACGUGUCGGUGGCGCUGCGGGGGCAGCAGCGCGACCUCACCCCAAAAACCUUCGGGGCCGCGGCCGCCGUCGACCUGGGGGGGUCCUCGUGGAGCCCCCGGGAGGCUCGGUUGGUGCUGCAGUACAAGGAGGUUUUUGGGGAGACCCUGAACAUCACGUUCCUCCUGCGCCGUUCCUGGUUCCCGGUCUCGGGGCGCUCCUGGGCGUGGCUGGAGGAGAUCGGGGUGACCCUGGGGGGGGCCCCCCCCGCGCGGUUCCGGGUUCGGGGGGCGGCCGCCCCCUCCCCCCUGGGCUGGCGCUGCGGGGAUUUGGGGACCCCCGGACCCCUCCUGCUGCCCCUCCCCCCCCUGGAGCACAGCCAGCACUGGGGGCUCCGGAUCCUCGACCUGCAGGUUCAGGGGUUCAACGUCUCCGGGGGCGUUUUCGGGGGCGCCUCCGACUGCGCCGGGUUCUUCGGGCCGGGGGCCUGGAUGGGGCUGAUCUCGGGGGGGCUCCUGCUCGGGGGGCUCCUCCUGGGGGGGGGGAUCCUGCUGGGGCUGCGCCCCAUGGAUCGAUUCGACGACCCCCGGGGGCCCCCCCUGCCCGUGCCCCUCGGGGAGUGAGGGGGGACCCCCAAAAUCCGGGAGAAAUCCCCAAAAAAACGGGAGAAACCCCCAAAAAAACGGGAGAAAUCCCCCAAAAUCCGGGAGAAACCCCCAAAAAAAACGGGAGAAACCCCCAAAAUCCGGGAGAAAUCCCCAAAA
Poecile atricapillus (Black-capped chickadee) is the source of this 1606-nucleotide messenger RNA. RefSeq names its product V-type proton ATPase subunit S1-like. Gene Ontology annotation, cellular component: proton-transporting V-type ATPase complex. Lineage: Eukaryota; Metazoa; Chordata; Aves; Passeriformes; Paridae. The record is from RefSeq and is a predicted model, not a curated record. The transcript is spliced from 10 exons. Bases 68 to 1465 code for a protein of 465 amino acids.